This is a messenger RNA of Chrysoperla carnea, 759 nucleotides long. RefSeq lists its product as uncharacterized. Bases 180 to 638 code for a protein of 152 amino acids. The record is from RefSeq and is a predicted model, not a curated record. The transcript is spliced from 4 exons. Lineage: Eukaryota; Metazoa; Arthropoda; Insecta; Neuroptera; Chrysopidae.
GAAUUUAGUUCUUUGUAUGCGUUCAGCGUUGUUCUUGAUUAUAGUAAGGCCCCCCACAUAUUGACUUAAUCAAUUAUUGCAUAGCAAUUGUUUAAACAAAAGACUAUUUUUGAUUUAUAAACUUCUGAGAAACGAUUUUGUUUCGUUUUAAGAAAGUUAAUCAAAGUUUUUGAAUUUUUAUGGUGAUUUUUCCAAAUAAUUUCUGCAUGAGGAUUAAAAUUCUGAUCGAAGUUUUUGAAAUUUGUUCUGACUGUUUAAAAUUAAAUGGUAGGAUGUCAACAAUUGUACCAGGAGCGUAUUGUACACGAAAAGUUCGUGAAAACGAAAUGUAUCUUUCAAAGAUGUCACCAAAAGAUAAUAACCAAAAAUAUGAGUACCCAGAUAGUAGAUUAACGGAAUUAUCGCCAUUGAAAUAUAAUAGUAAAUUGAUGAAUAGUAUUUGGGGCCUUUAUAAUCGUUAUUCUGUGCACAAUUUUAAGCAGAACACAGAUGCUAAUCAACACAUUUUAAAUGGGGAGCAACAAAAAAAAGAAAUUGUUGUUACCCCUACAAAUGGCGGUGGAGAUUCAACAAAUGGCAAUUGUUUCACAAAUGCAUUUAAUGAUAUUCUACCAGCAAUGUUUAAUACACAUUAUUAAAGGAAAAACCAAAUUUUCACUGUUAAUUAUGUAUCCACUUUAUAUUUUAAGAAAAUUACAGUGAAACCACUCUAUAUUCACAUUAUUAUUGGGAUAAAUUGUAUAAAAUAUUAUUAAUUAA